Effrenium voratum is the source of this 356-nucleotide messenger RNA. The record is from the annotation of a GenBank genome assembly. Lineage: Eukaryota; Dinophyceae; Suessiales; Symbiodiniaceae.
GCUCCCAGUGGCGGAGCGCCUUGGCUUUCGCCGCAGCCCUCGCCGCCAACGGCGCGGAUGGCGAGGGCAAACGCGGCCUGGUGGCGUGGGGGGGCCUCAUCACCGCCUGCGAGAAGGGGGAGCAGUGGCAGCUUGCCAUACACUUCCUGGGGGAUAUGUUGCAGCAGCAGGUUUUCCCGGACCUGAUCGCCUGCAAUGCGGCCAUCAGUGCUUGUGAGAAGGCGGCGCGGUGGCAGCCCGCACUGAGCGUCCUGCAGCAGAUCGUGGAGCUGCGCCUUUGCCCGAACGAGACCAGCUUCAACGCCGCGCUUAGCGCAUGCGACCGCGCGAUGCGGCAGGGAAUGGCUCUGGGCUGA